GGUGAAGUGUCCGUAACUGGCCACUGGGUGUCAGUGUCGCGUCAGGAAACGCUGCGUCGCCGCAGAAGAAGAGUGUCCUUCACAACAGCCAACAUGGCUACCGCUACAAGAAUCAUCCAAAGGCUUCGAAAUUUCCUCUCGGGGCAUGACCUGCAAGCCAAACUUCAGCUGAGAUAUGAAGAAGUCGCUAAAAGGACGCAGCCACCACCCAAGCUGGCGGUGGGUCCCAGCCACAAGUUUGCAGACAACUAUUAUUUCACCAGAGAUGGACGGAGAGAGUCGAGCCCUGCUACCGUGGUCAUGUCGUCGCAGAAAGCACUCACCGCUGGAAGCCAAGCUGCUGAAGUUCCCGCCAAAGGCCCCGUGACCCCUGGUCCUGUGUACAAGUGGCCCUCACUCUCCACUGAUUAGCUCUACCGUUUGAGCAGCGCAGUCAGCGUCGGAAUCUGCUUCUGAAGCCUCACCAUGUCUGCUGGUCCUUUCUGUAACAUAGAAAAUGUGAAUAAAAUGUGUUUAAUAUUC
Molecule: messenger RNA, 522 nt
Organism: Synchiropus splendidus (mandarinfish)
Lineage: Eukaryota; Metazoa; Chordata; Actinopteri; Syngnathiformes; Callionymidae
Gene: ndufa7
Product: NADH:ubiquinone oxidoreductase subunit A7
Exons: 4
Coding region: 94-411 (105 amino acids)
Biological process (GO): ATP synthesis coupled electron transport; mitochondrial electron transport, NADH to ubiquinone
Cellular component (GO): mitochondrial inner membrane
Source: RefSeq, a predicted model, not a curated record